Molecule: messenger RNA, 1524 nt
Organism: Enterobius vermicularis (human pinworm)
Lineage: Eukaryota; Metazoa; Nematoda; Chromadorea; Rhabditida; Oxyuridae
Source: the annotation of a GenBank genome assembly
AUGGUCUGUGAUCAACGAGCGGUAAAUGUUCGCGAAAUUCGGCUGAGUUAUUCAUGGGCGAAAUUUUUGGCUGAGGUUGCUUUACGGCCAAAUGAUGCAAAAGGUGGUGUAGAUCGGUGUAGCGAUUUUGCAGUUCCCGUAGAGUGCUUUCAAUAUGUUCCAUUCAAAAAUCAUAUGAAAUAUUAUGAUUCUAGAAAUCUGAUGGUUGAAAUUCCUGUUCUAAGCGAGUACAUACCUGAUACUGAAAAGAAAGAAAUGCAAGCAGCUCACUGGUUUGCUACUGUUUUAAAAACUGCUGGAUAUCGUAUGUUGCUUCGUUACGUCGGAGUGAACAAAGAUAAUGGGAAUAUGUAUGAUUUGUGGAUGAACAUGGGAUCAGGAGAAGUUAGACACGUUGGUUACUGCGGUGAACAUCUAGAUUCAUGUAGAAUGGUUGUGCCAAAUAUGAUUGCUAAGAAUGAAGACGAGUGGAGUAAUUAUGCACUAUCCCAGAUUCAUGCUUGUCGCUCUAUAGCAUUUAAUUGGCCGCAAGUACAAAUAAAAAAUAUUAACAACUGUAAAUUUGAGAUAGGCAAUCGGGUUGAGCUUUUAGACACGGUGUUUUCAUGUCGCGUAAGGCCAGCGUGCAUCCAAAAAAUUGUUGGACAUAGAGUUCUGGUGCAACUUAGCACCGAUGACAUUACUCCAGAACCAAUAGCCGAUGACGAUGCUCAGAUUAAUGGAGUGUGGUUAGAGCACGAUUCUCCGCUGUUAUUUUACGUUGGAUGGAGUGCGAAGGUUGGGUUUGGUUUGUAUUCAAACAAGAAGUACAAGCAGCAUGCGAAGAACGUUGCAGAUGCUUUGAUAAUGGGAAGGCGACCCCCACUCCGCGAACUUGAUGCUAAUCCAGAUCUUUUCGUUACAUACGAAGAUCAUUCGGGUCCCAACCAGGAACUUUUGAGCUGGGAGAAGGGCAUGGAGUUGGAGAUUCUAGACCCUGCAGACACUUUUAAAGAACUUAGGUGCGGUACAGUACUUGAAAUAUUACGAGACGGAUAUAUGAGGAUUGGUUUUAAAGGUAAUGAGGAGGAUGAAGAUAAUAUACCCAUACACUGCUCGUCACCACUUCUUUUUCCCGUUGGCUACGCAGAGAAAUAUGGACUGAAAUUAAGGGGGCCCAAAGACAAGUAUAUAAAUGAUCAUUUUGAAACCUGUGGGAUGAAAGCAGCUCCUUUAGAGCUAUUUGAUACUGUUGAAGAGCAUGAAGAGACAGUAAAAUCGUUUCAGAUAGGAGCGAAGUUGGAAGCUUGUGAUAUGUGUGACACACAGCUCAUUUGCCCAGCAUCCAUAGCCUGUCAUCGAGGUAGGCUUCUCGAAAUUAGUUACGACGGAUGGGAUAGCUCAUUCAACCAGUUGUUUGAAUUCAGAUCAAAUGAUAUAUUACCACUUGGAUGGUGCGAAAUUUACGGAUACAAGCUGGAGUGCCCAAAGCCAACAAUUCGUCCGUGCAAGAGUUCUAAAGAAUUUGAAGCACUAAAGUCUUAG